Molecule: messenger RNA, 9839 nt
Organism: Oncorhynchus gorbuscha (pink salmon)
Lineage: Eukaryota; Metazoa; Chordata; Actinopteri; Salmoniformes; Salmonidae
Product: unconventional myosin-XV-like
Cellular component (GO): cytoskeleton; myosin complex
Molecular function (GO): cytoskeletal motor activity; protein binding; ATP binding
Source: RefSeq, a predicted model, not a curated record
AUGUCCCCCCACCCCCAGCGAACCCACCCUUCCCCGAUGAUGAUGUCACCCCAGCAGCAGAUGAUGUCCCAGCAUCCCUCCCCCCGGGCUCACCCCUGCCCAGCCGCAGCCUCUCCCCUCCCCCGGGCUCACCCCUGCCCACCCGCAGCCUCUCCCCAUCCCCCAGCCCUCCAUGAGAGGCUUACCUCCCCUCGGCCAGAGACCCUCCUCUGUUCUCCACAGGAGGAUGUCUCCCCCGCAUCCUUCAUGGCCUCACCCCACUCCCCGCAUCGACGACUCCAGCCCCAGCGCCCCCUUCCCUGGCCCUCUCCCCCGCCGCCCCCCGUCUCCCCCAUCUCCCCCCCGAGCAUCCAUGAUCCGACGCUCUCCCCCUCCUCCCCACGCGGCUCCAUAUGCAGAGUUAUGCCUCCCCCGUCCUCACCCUCUCCCUCCCGUUUGGGGGAGGAAGUCCUUUGGAGCGAGGAAGGUCCUCCGCGGCACUCCCUCCCCCUCCUCCCCCGUCGUCCCUCCCCCCGUCGUGCCUCUCCCCCUGCCUCCCCCAGUUUCUCUCCCGCACCUCACCCCGCCUCCCCCACCCUCUCCCACCACUCCACGCGUCUCCUGCGACAGGGCGAAACCCCUCUGGUGCGCCCGCGGUUCGGAGGUCGCGGCCCCGUACCCAUGGGAACUGUCAGACCUUCUCCCAUGGGAAGACGAGGACAACCGAUGGCCCCAACCCAGAACGUCCCUCCCUUUAGAGCCUCAGUCCGCUCCAACCACACUGGCCUCACCCUCUCACCCCGCCUCUCUCCCCGCCUCACUCACCACCCCUCACCCCAGAUAGGCCAUCGCCCUCCUCUAAGCAACAGGGAGUCGGGAAGGUACCUCUCUGGGAGACCCGACCCCUAUGGCCAUUCAGAGCAGUUCGUUCCCUCCUCCCCAAUGCUGCAGGGGGCGCUCCAGAACCAAACCCUCCGUAACGCGUCAUUCACCUCUCCUCGCUUGCGGCCCAUGUCACCGUACGCCCAACAGGUACCGGAGUACGCCCAGCCUUCCUCUCCCAUGCUCCAGGGGGCGCUCCAGAACCAACAGCUACGUAACGCCUCUUUCACCUCCCCACUACAACAGCCUAUGUCGCCCUAUGCUCAGGAUAUGGGGGGUUAUGAAGACCCUAUGAUGCCUUCCUCCCCCAUGCUCCAGGGGGCGCUCCAGAACCAACAGCUACGUAACGCCUCAUUCACCUCCCCACUACAACAGCCUAUGUCGCCCUAUGCUCAGGAUAUGGGGGGUUAUGAAGACCCUAUGAUGCCUUCCUCCCCCAUGCUCCAGGGGGCGCUCCAGAACCAACAGCUACGUAAUGCCUCAUACGUGUCACCGUUACAACGACCCAUGUCCUCCUAUGGAUCUAUGGGCGGGUACGAUGAACCUCUCCCCCCUUCCUCCCCGAUGCUAGGCAAUGCUCUUCAGAACCAGGCACUACGCGGAGCCUCGUUUGGAAGCCCGGCAUUACAGCGUUGUGGGAACCCGUACGGUCCAGUGGUGACCCAAUACGACUACCACUCCGAACCCGGCCCCUCCCCUCUGCUCCACAAUGCCCUGCAGAACGCCAACAUGAGGAACGCCUCCUUUGGAACCCCGAUGCUCCAGCGCCGAGGGGGCAACCCCUUCGGAACCGUUGUCCCUGACUACUACGGAGCAUUGCAGAACCCACAGAUGCGACAGAUGGUUCAAUCCCGGGGUGGCCUCCUUCCGCUCCGUUCCCCCUACGGACCGCUACACCCUGAGCCCCGGUUUGGCAACUCCCACCAGAACCACAGAGUCCACGGGACGAUCGUCACAGAUGAACCGAACCUAGUGGCGGCUCUCAUGAACCCGACGCUAAAGACGGCAUCGUACACCUUACCGGACGGUACCAUCGCUAUCGGACCCCAGCAGCAGAAGAAUCCGAACCUCUCGGCGGCAUUAUCGAACCCUUACCUCAAAUCAGCGUCGUAUACUCUACCAGACGGUACCAUUAUCAUAGACCCCAGGAAACCGGUCUCACCGUCCCUCGGCCGCGCGCUCCAGAACCCGGCGAUGAUGAACACUUCCUACACUCUGCCGGACGGAACCAUUAGAGACCCCAAUGCUCCCAUCUCUCCUAACCUGUCUUCCGCGUUAAACAACCCUCACCUGAAAUUAGCCUCGUAUUCGCUCCCUGACGGUUCGAUUAUCAUCGACCCCAGGAAACCCAGAUCUCCGAACCUCCUGGCGGCGUUAUCCAACCCGUACCUGAAGACGAUCUCCUACGAGCUCCCAGACGGUUCUAUAAUCAUCGACCCGCGGAAACCCACCUCGCCCAAUCUGUCCUCGGCGCUCCUGAACCCGGCGAUGCGGAAUGCCAGCUACGCCCUAGAAGGAACUGUGAUCACCGAUCCCAACGCUCCGAUCUCUCCGAACCUGUCUUCCGCAUUGAUGAACCCACACCUGAAGUCAGCCUCCUACACGCUACCGGACGGUUCUAUCAUCAUCGACCCACGGAAACCCCGGUCCCCGAACCUGCUGGCGGCUCUACAGAACCCGUAUCUGAAGUCAGUAUCUUACGAACUGCCUGAUGGAAGCGUCAUCAUCGAUCCUCGUAAGCCUCGCGGGCCAGACCUGUCGGGAGCCCUGUCAGGCGCCCUGUCGCAGAACCAGGACCUGAUUAAUCAGAAACGGUACCGACUUGGGGACGGAGCCCUUGUGGUCCCUGGGCAAAAGCCCCGCCUCGGCGCCGCCCUGAUGAACCAGAACAUGAGGAAGGUGGACUAUCGUCUAGGUGACAGCGGGGCGCUGUCCGUCCGGCCCACCAACCCCAGGCUCUCUGAGGCGUUGCAGGAGAACCGGGAUCUCCUGAGCCCAAACCGGUACCGGCUGCCGGAACGCAAUAUGCUGAUGCGGAAGUUUGGGAAUCCGUACCUGGACGAGGCCCUGCAGGACACACAGCACCUCCGUUAUGCAUCGUACAGACUGCCCCCGGGGCUUCAGGGGCAGGAUAACCGCUAUGCUGUGGUUCCGCCGUACGGGCCGCGAUCUGGCCACUGGGCUGGCAACACACACUCCGGCCAGGAGGGAGAUGAUGUCUGGGUCUCCGAGAGGAUUCUACCGCACGGAACUGUGCAGAACCUCACCAAGUGGUCCAUGUACCGCGAGGUCAUGGAGUCAGAGGGAAUCACUCCCGCAGCACCAGGAAAACUGGAGGGAACGGGGGAACCGGACUGGACCCCUAAUAGAGAGGGGGAACCCAACAGCUGGUACGAGAAGAUCUACUCCAUCAGGUGUAUCCCCACGGUGCCUCACAGGGUGAAGCCUUGGGCGUACGGCAUGGAAGACAUGACACAGAUGGAGGAGCUGAAUGAGACCACAGUGCUGAUGAACCUGAAGAUGCGCUACGACCAGGAACUCGUAUAUACAUAUAUAGGUAGUAUCCUGGUCUCGGUGAACCCCUAUAGGAUGUUCAACACGUACGGGACUGACGUGGUGCUGCAGUAUGAAGGACGCGGAAUGGCAGACAACCCUCCGCAUCUGUUUUCCAUCGCCAGUGUUUCCUACACCACCAUGAUGGAUGCUAAACACAACCAGUGCAUCAUCAUCAGUGGGGAGAGCGGGUCAGGGAAGACUGAAGCCACGAAAAUGGUCCUACGUUACCUGACAGCUAUACAUCACAAACGCAACAUUACACAGCAGAUUGAGAUCCUGGAGGCCACUCCCUUGUUGGAAUCCUUUGGGAAUGCCAAAACAGUCCGGAAUGACAACUCUAGCCGCUUCGGGAAAUAUGUGGAGAUAUUUCUGGAGGGGGGUGUGAUCAGCGGUGCCAUAACAUCUCAGUAUCUGCUGGAGAAGUCCCGCAUCGUCUUUCAGGGUAAAUCAGAGAGAAACUACCACAUCUUCUAUGAGAUGCUGUCUGGUCUGGAGCCUCACCAAAAACGCUCUCUUUACCUGCAAGAGGCGGAGACAUACUUUUACCUUAACCAGGGUGGUGACUGUGCGAUAGAGGGGAAGGAUGACGGAGCAGAUUUCCGUCGUGUGCAGAGUGCCAUGGACAUCCUGUGUUUCAGUGCUGAUGAGAAGAACGGCAUCUGUAGACUACUGUCCUCCGUUCUACACCUGGGGAAUGUUUACUUCCAGCCAUACCAGGCUGAAGGCCAGGAAGUGGCGACGGUCGUCAGUGAUCAGGAGAUCAGAGUGGUAGCUGAGCUGCUCCAGAUCUCUCCUGAGGGACUCAAAAAGGCCAUCACACACAAAAUCACGGAUACAGUCCGGGAGAAGAUCUACACUCCCCUGACAGUGGAGAGUGCUGUGGAUGCCAGAGACGCUGUUGCUAAGAUCCUGUACUCGCUGCUGUUUCAUUGGCUGACCGAGAAGAUAAAUGGGCGGGUCUAUCCUCGCAACGAGGCUCUGUCCAUCUCUAUACUGGACAUAUACGGCUUCGAGGAUCUGUUACUCAACAGUUUUGAGCAGCUGUGUAUCAACUAUGCCAACGAGAGGCUGCAGUUCUACUUCAACAAGAUCAUCUUCAGGGAGGAACAGGAGGAGUACAUCCGGGAGCAGAUCAGCUGGCAAGAGCCCUUCAGCGACAACCAGGCCGUCAUCAACCUCAUCGCCGCUAAGCCUCAUGGGAUACUGAGGAUCCUGGAUGACCAGUGCGGCUUCCCCCAGGCGACAGACCACACCUUCCUCCAGAAGUGCAACUAUCACCACGACAGCGAUCUGUAUGCCCGGCCAAAGAUGCUCCCAGAGUUCACACUGAAACACUACGCUGGGAAAGUCACAUACCAAGUGCAUAAGUUCCUCCAUAAGAACUUUGACCUGGUGCGUCAGGACGUUCUGGAGCUGUUCAGUAGCAGUAAGAACCGCAUGGUGUCCAACCUGUUCCUCCAACACAGUGAGGGUCUGGCGUCUCAGCAGCGUUCUGCCGCCAGGAGGGGCUCCACCGCCCGCCGCCUCGCCAGCAACACCGUCAGCGCCAAGUUCCAGAGCAGUCUGCAGGACCUGGUGGAGAAGAUGGAGAGAUGUAACCCGUACUUUGUACGUUGCAUCAAGCCAAACCAGCACAAGGAGCCGGGCCAGUUUGAGAUGGAGCUGGUGAAGACUCAACUACGUUACUCUGGUAUCCUGGAGACCAUACGCAUCAGGAAGGAGGGAUACCCAAUCAGAAUACCCUUCUACCAAUUCCUCACCAGGUACAAGGCGUUACUGUGUCUAAAGGAGGUACCUCCAGCGGACGGGGAGACCUGUGUUGAGAUGAUCUAUAAACUCUGUCCUGUUAAACCUGGAACAUACCAAGUAGGAGUUACCAAGAUGUUCCUGAAGGAGGAUCUGUACCAACUGAUGGAGUGGAAGCGUGAUCUGGUGUUCCACGUGGCCGCCGUGACCCUGCAGCGCUACACACGGCUGUACUUCAUCAGGAAGAGACGGAACAAGUUCCGAAACACCAUGAUUCAACUACAGACCUACUGUAGAGGACACCUGGCAAGGAAGAGGUUUGCUCUGAAGAGGAAGUACCUCAUCAAGUUCCGUUCCAUCGUGUUGCUCUACAUCAACCGUCGAAGCUAUGUGAAGGCGGAGAUCGAGCCAAUCAGGAGAGCCGAGGAGGAGUUCAGGAGGAUAGAGGAGGAGCGGGCCAACAGAGAAGUGGUGAACGUUACAACUCUGCCCAUCCCUGCUGAGUUGGGGUUUCUGCUGCAGGCUACAGCAGGUGGCAGGGAGCUCCACUCUGAGUGCCUAGCUCUGGUCCAGGCCCCUAAGGUCCAGGUGGAUCCUCAGCUGACUCUGCCUUUGAACAUCAACAACUACCUCAUCACUCACUACAUAAGGACCAUCUUCAGGGAAGCCCUGUUUGGGAUGUUGUUUGCUCCGCUGGAGAGCUCUCUGACCCGGGUGGACGAGGAACUGAAUCAGCCAGCGGUGGACAUCUUUAUGCUGAUUCUGAGGUUCAUGGGGGACCCCGACCUGAACGGAGCUCAGGAGAACCUGUUUGGGAACUACAUCAUCCAGAAAGGACUGGCCAAUCAGAGCCUCCGAGAUGAGAUCCUGGCACAGGUAGCCAAUCAAGUCUGGCGAAACGUCAACCCUCAGAACUCGGAACGCGGGUGGCUCCUCCUCUCUGCCUGUCUCUCCUCCUUCCCUCCCUCGCAGCGGCUGGAAAAAUACCUCCUCAAGUUUGUCUCAGACUACGGUCCAGGAGGAUAUGACUGUGUGUCCUUCCUGUGUCCACUGCACUCAUGGACCACUGGGGAGGUCCUGGCCAGAGACAUCUUACAGCACAUCAGUAGCCUGUUGGGCAGUGGGUUUGGACCAGAUGAAGGCCUCUCCAGACCCUCCAUGCACACCACCAGCAGACACAGCUCUGGGGGGCUCUACGGACAAGCGGUGAGGGUUUUGCCGAUGUUGCCGGUGGUCCCGGUGGCUCCGUUCGUCCCGGUGGCUCCGUUGGUCCCGGUGUCUCCGGUUGCUUCUGUAGUAGAUCAACAGCAUGCUGUCAUGGCCCAGCAGCAACACGCCAUCAUGAACCAACAGGCCAUCAUUAUGGUAGGCCCAGCAGAUGACAAUGCAGGCCAUGGCUUUAGUAACAUCCCCCAUGACCUCGCCACCCACCUCCCCCUCACCUCACCCCCCAUGAGCCCCCUCCUCCCCCACUCCCUUCCCCCUAGCCCCUACACACAUUUCCCCCCAAGCCCAUAUGGUAGCAUCACUCCUAGCCCUUAUGCCACUUCCAGUCCAGCCAGCCCGUAUGCUGUCAUGCCUCCCAGCCCGUAUGCUGCUUCCCCUGCCACCUCCAGUCCAGCCAGCCUCCCUGACCCCUAUCCUGCCCCCCAGAGCCAGACCCCUAGACCCAACUCCACUACCCAGCCUGUCCCUGUCUACCCUGGGGCUAGCCAGCCCACCAGUCCUGAGGUACAGCCAUAUCCAGCCAGCCUCCCUGACCCCUAUCCUUCCACCCAGGCCAAGACCGCAGGUAAAGACGCAGUUCCUCACCAGAAGUCUCCAGCCAUCCCCAUCAACAAGGAACCUGCCAGGAAGUUUGCUCCGGUGGUGACCAGUCCUGCUCCCCCUGCUGCUGAGGUGGUGAAGUCAUCAGUGUUGCCUCAGGUAGACAUCGUACCCAGCAGUAACAUCAAGGAUAUCAUCAGACAGUACGACACUCCUCCGCCCGUGACUGAUGCCCUACCGCCCGGCAAGAGGAGACCAGAGGGGAAGUUUAUGAAGAUGCAGAAUCCUCGUGAUGAAGCUCUACAGAUCCUCAAACCUCAGAUGGACAACCCAACACCACAGCCCAAGCGUCCGUUAGGCCCAAGCUCCUCUACGAUGGCUCUAAAGGAAGCAGGGACUAACCCCACCAAGAGGGCCAAGAAGAGGGCCCCUGAACGCCCUCAACCACUCCCUCUACCAGUAUCGCGAGAGCUGCCAGUGGAGGCGGAGACUAUUCAGACCCAGCUCCAUCGCAGCACAACACAAGAACACUACACCUACACCAACGUACCCUGGAAGAUCUACAUCAGGAAGGAGGUGUUCUACCCUAAAGACAGCUUCAACCAUCCCCUGGUGCUGGACCUCAUGUUUCUCCAGAUAGUGAAUGAUACUCUGUCUCAGGCAUGUGUUAGAAUCUCCAAUCGGGAGAGAAUGAAGAUGAAGUCUCUGUUUGAGAAACAUGGCGUAGAGCGGAACACAGACACAGUGAACGAGGCGGUGAAGAAGGAGGUUGUCACAGUAGCCAAGGAAUCCUGGGAUAUUUAUUUCUCAUGCCUAUUUCCUGCCUCGGGUAGUGCAGGUACAGGGGUACAGGUGUUGUCCGUGUCUCACACCGGGAUCAGGCUCCUGAAGACAGUGAAGAGCAGCACUGAGUCGGACUACUUCAGAGUCCUACGACAUUACACCUACGCAGACAUCCUUUUUCUGACCGUACCUUCAGGGAACAUGUUGGAGUUUAAUCUGACCAAUGAGAAGCUGAUUCUGUUCUCAGCCAAGGCUCCACAGGUCAAACACAUCGUGGACUGCUUCAUCAUUGAGAUCAAGAAGGACUCUGAGUAUGUGGUAGCAGAGCGUAACUUCGUGACAGACGAGCGUCCUCUGCUCGCUUUCCAUAAAGGUGACAUCAUCAGGCUGCAAGUCACGGAAGGACUGGAAAAGGGAUACAGCUACGGCUCUGUUGUGAGGAAGAAGGUGAUGUUUCUGGAGGAGAUGAAGAGAGACACGCCAGACUUUGGUUGGCAGUUUGGAGGGGUGUUUGGUCGUGCAGGGCGUUCCCGACAGAUUGUGUCCGUCCCGUCGCCGCCCCCAGACUUCCUGUCCAUCCCGGUUGACCGCAGGGCGGAGCUUAAAGGAGGAGCAGGGCGGGUUGCCGUGACAUCAGCUAUGGCUGUGGCCGUGGCGUCCAGCGCGGCCGCUCACGAGAUAGACCCAACCCUGGAGGUGCAAACUGAUACACACACUGUAGUACACCAGAUAGACCCCACCCUGGAGGGCCUCUGUGAGUGUUUAUCUGUGGUUCCUCCCCACAGGGCCUUUGUGAGUGUGUAUCUGUGGUUCCUCCCCACAGGGCCUCUGGCCUCUGUGAAGUCCAAGAAGCCCAAAGACACCAGAGAUCCCUUUGAAAUGGUCAGGUUCUCCAAGUCUCCACUGUCUGAAUCUCUGAUAGAGUUCACUGAUCCUGCUAUGAACAGAGUGGCUACAGACAUCUUCCUUUCGGUGAUGCGUUUUAUGGGAGACCACCCCUUGAAGGGCCUGACAGAACAAGAAGUAGUCAACACCUUCCUGAAGCUGAUUGGACAGUUUGGUCUGAUGAAGGAUGAAGCCUACUGUCAAAUCCUCAAACAGAUUACAGGAAACACCAGCCCUAAACCGGACAGUUGUCAGCGUGGCUGGAGGUUGCUUUACAUCCUGACUGCGUUCUAUCGCUGCUCUGAGGUCCUGAAGCCCUUCCUGUUGAAGUUCCUACAGAACGCCUCCCUCAGUCAGGGAGGAGUGUUCCAGGGCAUAUCAAAGGCUUGUGAGCAGAACCUGAGGAAGACCUAUCGGUACGGAGGACGCAUCAUUCCUCCCAGCAGUAUGGAACUGAAAGCUACGGUGGCGGGGAGGAGCUCCAAGCGACAACUGUUCCUCUUCCCAGGAGGCAUCGAACGACACCUGAAGAUCAAGACGUGCUCUGUGGCGCUGGACGUGAUAGAGGAGCUGUGUUACGAGAUGGGUCUACACAGACUGGAGGCCGUUGACGAGUACGCUGUCUUCCUGGUCACGAAAAGAGGUGAGAAUGUCCGUCCCCUCAAUAAGAGGGAGUACAUCCUGGACAUUGCUACGGAGGCGGAGCCAAUGGACUGUAACUACAGCCUGUGGUUCAGGAGGGUCAUCUGGACACAGACGCUCAAAUUUGACAACGAGCUCUGUGUCACCAUGCAUUAUAACCAGGUGCUUCCAGACUACCGUAAGGGCUUGAUGAACAUCCUGCCCAGAGGUAAAGUCUCUGAACAGCUGUUCCUCCAGAUCUCUAAACUAUCAGCUCUGCAACACAGAGCCAAGGACAUGACGUUCAUACCCAGCAUCCAUGAGUUGUCAGAGUACAUCCCCCCCCUUCUGUUUGGGAAGCAGCCUCCCCAGGCAUGGGUCACCAUGGUAACUCAGCACAUGCAGCAGGUCCAGACCCUCAACCCGCACCAGGCCAAAGCUCAGUUUCUGGAACGGGACCUCCGAGUGGAAGGCCACACAACCUCACAGAACCGGACCAUCGAGUGGAAGGCCACACAACCUCACAGAACGGGACCUCCGAGUGGAAGGCCACACAACCUCACAGAACCGGACCAUCGAGUGGAAGGCCACACAACCUCACAGAACGGGACCUACGAGUG